Messenger RNA from Acanthaster planci (crown-of-thorns starfish), 972 nucleotides. RefSeq names its product melanocortin receptor 5-like. The record is from RefSeq and is a predicted model, not a curated record. Lineage: Eukaryota; Metazoa; Echinodermata; Asteroidea; Valvatida; Acanthasteridae.
AUGGGGGACGUGAACGCGUCGUCAACCGUAAGCGAUGAUCCAUCCACGCCUGCCAUGUUGGCUGGCUUCAUCUUCGUGACUCUCAUCGGCGGAGUUACGAGUCUGAUCUAUCUUUGGCUGAUAGCUACCACCGCGAUGGAAAGUACACUCCACAGUGUGUCCAACUAUCUCAUGGCCAGUCUCUGUGUGUCGGAGAUUGUCAUGGGAAUGAUGAUCUCUUGGUGUUCCUUCAUUCUGAUGAUCUCUGGGACGACACACCCUGUGCUCGACUUCGCCAUACCUAUGUGUUGCACCUUCCUUACUCUAACUAGUUAUUUCUUGAACUCAAUCGCCGUGGCAAGUGACCGUUACCUGAAGAUCUCCCGACCUCUUCAGUACCCUCGACUAGCAACAGCGAGAUGCUGUGUGGCACUGAUUGGUGCGAUCUGGUGUGCCUCUUGUUUGGCAGGCCUGACUAUGUACCUGACAGCAUUCAGUAAUUUUAACUAUGAGAAUUAUCGAGCCCCCCUGCUGGUGUUGUCGAAUUUGAUCGUCCUCCCCAGCAUGGUCGUGAUGGCUUGCCUGAUAGCUGCUCUUGUUCGCAUCGCGAGGCAUCAGCGUCGCAGGAUACAAGACGAAAGGAUGAUAUUUCAGCAUCUCCAGGAUCACGUGCAGCGGACGCAGCAGGAACUGCACACGGAAAGCGCCCGACAGCACCAUCCUAACCACUCUAGCGACAAGACCACCACGUAUUUCAUCGUACACUUCACCACUUUUGUCGCAGCCUGGCUGCCGGCAAGUGUGUCCUACGACCUCACCGUCUUCAACGACCUGAAUGUUCCCACUCAAAACGUCGUCCUCGUGGCUACUAGCAUGGUGGCCAUUGUCGACACAUUCGGUGGCACCAUGUUCCUAGCGUAUGUGCAGCCGGAACACCGGCAAGCUGCCUCGAACAACUUGAAAAGAAUGAAACAAUUCUUCCUGAACCGAUAA